GCAGGCAGGGCGAAGAUGGCGUCAGGGACGAAGGGAGGGAGUGAAAGUGGUGAGAAUGUGGUGAAUGGGAGACGCUCAACGAAGCACAGGGACAACGGCCCUGCAGCGAUGGACACCAAGGCCGUGUUCACGGCCCUGUACGACGUGUGCGAGGAGAACGCGGCCUUCUUCUCCGGGGGCCGCAAGGGCCCGCAGGGCGACGCCGCCCGCCGCCUGGUGGAGGCCAUGACGCUCAUCCAGGACCACGCCCGCAGCCUGGAGCCCGUCGUCUCCGGCUUCACCGCCAUCUACCACCACUUCGACUUCGACCCCCAGAUCCCGGCCAACGGCUACCGCUCCCUCGUCAAGGUGGUGCGCUGCUGCCUUCUCCACAUCAUCCACAAGGGGCGCUACAUCGCCUCCAACCGCCGCAGCAUCUUCUUCCGGGCGGCGCACAACGCGGGCGAGAUGGAGGCGUACUGCAGCGCCCUGUGCCAGCUGCGCGCCCUGCUCUACCUGGCGCAGCGGCUGCUGCACGACAACAGCCACGGCAACCUGUUCUUCCAGGAGGAGAGCGGGCUGAGCCGCAGCUUCGUGCGCGAGUACGCCUCCAUGCACAAGGGCUGCUUCUACGGCCGCUGCCUGGGCUUCCAGUUCACUCCAGCUAUUCGCCCGUUCCUGCAGACCAUUGCUAUCGGCCUGGUCUCCUUUGGGGAGAACUACAGAAGGCACCAGUCAGGGAUAGUGGAGGCAGAAGGUAUUGCACCGUACGGUGUGGCAGCCAGCUCCUUCUUCACGUCAGGGAAGUACGCCAUUGACCCGGAGCUGAGGGGGGCGGAGUUCGAGCGGAUCACGCAGAACUUGGACGUGCACUUCUGGAAGACUUUCUGGAACAUCACGGAAACGGAGGUGUUAUCGAGCCUGGCCAGCAUGACCUCCACCCCCGUGAAGGUGAACCGUGCCCUCUCCAUCCCGCCCGUGCCCUUUGACCUCCCUCUGGUGUCGGAUCCCAGGCGGUCCGUGACGGUGGCGCCCCCCGUGGCGCACUGUGGCCCGGGCCCCGUGCAGAUGCGUCUGAUCUCUCACGAGCUGCGGGAGGGGCAGGACAGCGAGGAGCUGCUGGCGGUGUCCCGUUCGGAGGGCCCGCCCCUCUCGCUCUCCCUGGGGCUGAAGACCAAACGCGGGCCCUGCUCCCCCUGGCUGCUGGUGCACUACCACGGAGGAGGCUUCGUCGCACAGACCUCCAAAUCACACGAGCCUUACCUGAAGAGCUGGUCUCAGGAUCUGGGCGUGCCCAUCCUGUCGGUGGACUACUCCCUGGCCCCCGAGGCCCCGUUCCCCCGGGCCUUGGAGGAGUGCUUCUACGCCUACUGCUGGGCCUUGAAGAAUUACCGCCUGCUGGGCUGGACGGGUGAGCGCGUGUGCCUGGCCGGGGACAGUGCCGGGGGGAAUCUCUGCGUCACCGUGUCCAUGCGGGCGGCCUCGCAGGGCGUGCGCAUGCCCGACGGCAUCAUGGCGGCCUACCCCGCCACCCUGCUGACAGCCUACGCCUCGCCCUCACGCCUCCUCACGCUCAUGGACCCCCUGUUGCCGCUCAGCGUGUUGUCCAAGUGCCUCAGCGCCUACGCAGGGACAGAGCCUCAAGUGGAGAAGCAGAUGGAGAAGGUGAGCACGCUCAGCAUGGUGAAGAGAGACACGGCUCUGCUGCUCAGGGACUUCAAACAGGGGGCGUCCAACUGGAUCCACUCCCUCCUGGACUCUAACCGGGCUACUCCUGCCUCUGUUGUUUCUGCAGUCUUUCGGUGCCUCUGGGCGCGUCUCAGGCGCCCUUUGACCUUUUUGAUGACUAUCUUCCACCUCCCCAGCCCCAUCUCUUCCUCUGACGCAGUGCGGAAAAGCGUUUCGGAGGCCACCCUCAGCUCUCCGCACUCCGACCCCCCCGUGCCACCGGACCAAUCGCAGUUCUCCCUGCGCAGGGACUCCCUGAAGAGCCAGACGUGCCAGGACCUGGGCUCGCACCGCAGCGCCUCCCCCACCUCCCCGCUGCCCUCGGAACGCAUGCCCGAGGACGUCAGCUUCUUCCUCUCCACGGACGAGCAGGACGAGCACUCCACCUCCAGCGCCGGCCCCGUGGAGGGCGAGGGCUCGGAGGUGCCGUACGAGCGCGAGUUCCCCGAGGGCUUCGAGCCCGUGCGGUCCGAGCACCUGGCCGAGAUGAGGGUGCAGAGCUCCCCCAUCGUUCGCAACCCCUACAUGUCCCCGCUGCUGGCCCCCGACAGCAUGCUGAAAGGGCUGCCUCCCAUACACAUAGUGGCCUGUGCUUUGGACCCGAUGUUAGAUGAUUCUGUGAUGUUUGCCAAGAGACUGAGGAACAUUGACCAACCGGUGACCCUGUGUGUGGUGGAGGACCUUCCCCACGGCUUCCUCAGCCUCUCCCAGCUCUCCAGGGAGACCCGAGAGGCUGCCAACGUCUGCGUGGAGCGAAUCAGGAAAGUCUUCACCGAGCAGGACCCACCGCCAGCCACUCGCAAGCACCGGAAGCUGGAGAGGACCAAUCAGGGUAUCGCUGCUGCCGUGGGAGGAGCUGCAAGGCUGGCAGAAGGGACCAAUCAGGCAGAGGAGUCAUUCCCAGUGGGAGGGAGAAUUGCAGGAGGGGAGGAGCUGGCUGAGGGAGCUGGACAGAAUAACUCUGAAAGGAAAGAGACAGGGGUUUAAUGGGCAGAGGCAGAGAGGGGCACGAGUUGUGCACUAGGAGAGAAAGGAAGUAAGGGAGGGAGGAAAGUGGAAGAGUGACGGGGGUUGAAUGAACGGAUCAAAAGACAGAACAAGAGAGAAGCUGGACGUGAAACCCGGGGUUUUUGGGAAGAGCGCAUUGGGGACCCUGUUGAGAGACUGGCUUCUUCCUCCAUCUCACCUCCCGCUGUGGCGGGGUCCACUCAACACUCCACUCAUCAUCGUCAGCUUUAAGCUCUACUGGUUGCUGUUGCACUGUGUACAAAGACGAUAGGAAACUGGGUUCGUCGGAAACCUUACGCAUACAGACUUUGCACGUGCAACAUGCUGUGCACACAUACAGAAGCAGUGUUUACAAUCGCUGAACUGAAGUGCACACGAACAGC
Megalops cyprinoides (Indo-Pacific tarpon) is the source of this 3098-nucleotide messenger RNA. It is a transcript of the gene lipeb, whose product is annotated as lipase, hormone-sensitive b. Gene Ontology annotation, cellular component: cytosol. Bases 16 to 2694 code for a protein of 892 amino acids. Gene Ontology annotation, biological process: cholesterol metabolic process; triglyceride catabolic process. Gene Ontology annotation, molecular function: triacylglycerol lipase activity; sterol ester esterase activity. Lineage: Eukaryota; Metazoa; Chordata; Actinopteri; Elopiformes; Megalopidae. The transcript is spliced from 15 exons. The record is from RefSeq and is a predicted model, not a curated record.